UGUGUGUGUGUAUUUAUACACGUCUCAUUUUAAUUGGAAGAAAGUAUAUCUGCGCUACAGACUUCCUUUUGACACAAAAUUCAUCCGAUAUUUGCAUUUGCGCUUUUUAUGUCGCUACAUCUUUUUGCUCUUUAUAGAUGCGUAAAUGUUUGUCUUUUUCACUUUAAGUGUAGAAAGUGCAAAAACAAAUCAAGUGUCCCGUGUGUAGUGGUGGAAGGUAGUUUGCGUUGGUUCGCGUCAAUCGUUCGGAUGUUUGUUUAGUUUUAUAUAUUGUCCAACGGCGAGUACAGUAUAUAUUUGUAAAAUCUGCAAAAUGACUUCAUUCGGUCGUGGUCGUGGAUGGUUUCUUCAAAAGAGAGAGCAGGAUCUUCGUAGACCAGGAGGUGCAUGCACUAAUGAUGUUGUCAAAGAUAUAUUAAACAAACUAAGUACCUAUGGUGUUUGUGAACAACUUUCACCACAUAUGGUUCAAGAGAUCAUAGAUCUGCUGACCAACUCCAACAAUAAGAAUAGUCUCAGAGAAACAUGUGAUAUGCUUUGGAAACAAUCCAUACUCGAUGAUACCUUUACUACAAGGUUAGCGAUGAUAUUCAGUGAUAACAAAAUUACUCUCUUAGAAGAUGCAAAUAAGGAUAUUAUACGAACUCGUUUCUUACGCUUCCUGCAAGAUAAUUAUAUGUCUAGGGAAAAAAAUAAGACAGAGGAUCAAAAGAUAUUUGCAAAUAUUGUCUUACUUCAUGCAGAAGUUUAUUAUCACAUGAGAUUGAAUAAUGGUCAUAGACUGACAAUAUUGGCUGAACCAUUAAUUCAAUAUUUAGGAGAUUUAAUGCAGAUUAAAGAUAGCGUCGAAGAGAAUAUUUUCUUUAUCAUGAUACAGAUACUUAGAUCUGGUAAAGAUCUUUAUAAAGCAUGUCCAGAACAAUUAGAUGAAUUUAUAAUGACGAUUAGGCAAGCAUUAUUAAAAGAGAACAGUGAUUGUCCUCAAAAUCGUGCAAUGUUAUUACUAUUGAUUGAGUUAGCUAAUAACAACUAUGAAAUUAAAAAUGCAUGCCUGAGACAAUUUUAUAUUUCAAAUAUUAAAACGCUCACUUUCGAGUAUCCGUUUUCCAAGGAGGAAUUAAAAUUCAGUGAUAAAGAGACGAAGAUUGAAAAUGUUGUAGGUAACAAUCUACCGAAGAACUUGCAAGAAACUAAUAAUGUUCCUUCUCAUCGAAUUUCAAAAGAAGAGAUUAACGAUGUAUGUAACAAACAAAGUCACCAUUCAAAAGGUCCUAAUGUUCCAAGAGCAAUACGUGGGACAGGUGCAUUGGGUACGAAAAAAGAAGAUGAUGUUAACACAAAGCUAAAUUCCAUAAAGAUUACAUCUUCAAGGCAGAAGAAUGCGGACUUCUGGGAUCAUGACGAUAGAUUUCACAAAGAUUAUGAAUAGUUUGCAAGGUAAAGGUUUAUUCUAACUUAAGUAAACGAUACUUAUAAACAUAUAUACUUAUAAAUACAUUAAUAUGUAUAAAGAUAGAUAUCAGUUUUAAGCGUGUAUAGAAUUCUUUAUAUGGCGCUUUUUCUGUAUCGUAAAAUUAUUAUCAACUGGCAUAAGGAAUAAGCUAAAAUCCAGAUGUUACGACAAGGAUAAAUUUGAAUGCUAUUAAAACAGCAGAAGAACAAUGGAUUUGUUCUGUAAAAUUAUAUUUUUUA
Molecule: messenger RNA, 1692 nt
Organism: Harpegnathos saltator (Jerdon's jumping ant)
Lineage: Eukaryota; Metazoa; Arthropoda; Insecta; Hymenoptera; Formicidae
Exons: 6
Coding region: 314-1429 (371 amino acids)
Biological process (GO): regulation of translational initiation
Cellular component (GO): cytosol
Molecular function (GO): translation activator activity
Source: RefSeq, a predicted model, not a curated record